AGCCCUUGCACAAGUGGCUCCAAUUUUGACCUUUUGUUAUGUAAAUGUGGCCAGCCUGGGAAGGGCCCUGCCCAGGCCUCCUGCUACCACACCCGCAGGCCAAGAAUUGUGUAUUUGCCACAGCGCCUCCUGGCCUAGGUGGCCCCUGGGUGUCCUUAAUCUCCUGUAUGUGUUAGAGGGGCAGGUAUUGCACCCACCGAACUCCCUAGACCUGUUCCCUGGUCCUUACUCUUCCUGGCUGUCAGAUCCAGCUACCAGGCUCUGUGGCCACAGUCUCCUGCUGGGCUGCCCCUGGUGCCCCAGCCAGAGACCUCCAGGUGCUUCCUUUCAUCACCCUUCCCUCCCUUCUUUGCUGAUGGCUGUCUGGGUGACUGUGUUCGUCUUCUCUUCCCCAGGUGACCAGGCAUUGAUGCACCCCCAGGAAGGCCACGCUCUCAGGAGGCCCCCCCCCCGCUGGCUGCUGCUCACAUGGUGUCUGGGCCCUUGGCACUCCGGUGGUGCGCGUGGGCAGGGCGUGGGGACAUGGGGCCCGACAUGGAGCUGCCCAGCCACUCGAAGCAGCUCUUGCUGCAGCUGAACCAGCAGAGGACCAAGGGCUUCCUGUGUGACGUCAUCAUCAUGGUGGAGAACUCCAUCUUCCGGGCCCACAAGAACGUCCUGGCCGCCAGCAGCAUCUACUUCAAGUCCCUGGUCCUGCACGACAACCUCAUCAACCUGGACACAGACAUGGUCAGCUCCACGGUGUUCCAGCAGAUCUUGGACUUCAUCUACACAGGCAAGCUGCUGCCCAGCAACCAGCCAGCCGAGCCCAACUUCAGCACCCUCCUCACUGCCGCCAGCUACCUCCAGCUGCCCGAGUUGGCAGCCCUCUGCCGCCGCAAACUCAAGCGAGCCGGCAAGCCCUUUGGCUCUGCGCGGGCGGGGUCCGCUGGCAUGGGGCGGCCCCCCCGCAGCCAGCGGCUGUCCACGGCCUCUGUCAUCCAAGCUCGGUAUCAGGGUCUCGUGGAUGGGCGCAAGGGGGCCCACGCCCCCCAGGAGCUCCCCCAAGCCAAAGGCUCAGACGAUGAGCUCUUUCUUGGUGGCUCUAACCAGGAUAGUGUGCAAGGUCUGGGCCGGGCUAUCUGCCCAGCUGGUGGGGAGGCGGGCCUGGGGGGCUGCAGCAGCAGCACCAACGGGAGCAGCGGGGGCUGCGAGCAGGAGCUGGGCUUGGACCUGUCCAAGAAAAGCCCACCCUUGCCCCCUGCCACCCCAGGUCCCCACCUCACUCCCGAUGACCCAGCCCAGCUAAGCGACAGCCAACAUGGCUCACCCCCUGCGGCCUCUGCCCCUCCCGUUGCCAACAGUGCCUCUUAUUCUGAGCUGGGGGGCACCCCCGAUGAGCCCAUGGAUCUGGAGGGGGCCGAGGACAACCACCUGAGCCUGCUGGAGGCGCCUGCCGGGCAGUCUCGGAAGAGCCUCCGGCACUCAACUCGGAAGAAGGAGUGGGGCAAGAAGGAGCCUGUGGCUGGCUCCCCCUUUGAGCGGAGAGAAGUGGGGCCCAAGGGUCCCUGCCCAGGAGAGGAGGGCGAGGGGGUCGGGGACAGGGUUCCCAAUGGCAUCCUGGCUGGUGGGGCUGGCCCUAGUGGGCCCUAUGGGGAGCCCCCCUACCCCUGCAAGGAGGAGGAGGAGAACGGCAAGGAUGCAAGUGAAGACAGCGCGCAGAGCGGGAGUGAGGGGGGCAGCGGCCACACCAGCGCCCACUACAUGUACCGGCAGGAGGGCUACGAGACGGUGUCCUACGGGGAUAACUUGUACGUGUGCAUCCCCUGCGCCAAGGGCUUCCCCAGCUCCGAGCAGCUCAAUGCGCACGUGGAGACUCACACGGAGGAAGAGCUGUUCAUCAAGGAAGAGGGGGCCUACGAGACAGGCAGUGGGGGCGCCGAGGAGGAGGCCGAGGACCUUUCGGCACCCAGUGCGGCCUACGCGGCUGAGCCCCGGCCCUUCAAGUGUUCGGUCUGCGAGAAGACCUACAAGGACCCAGCCACACUGCGGCAGCACGAGAAGACGCACUGGCUGACACGGCCCUUCCCCUGCAACAUCUGUGGCAAGAUGUUCACGCAGCGCGGCACCAUGACGCGUCACAUGCGGAGCCACCUGGGCCUGAAGCCCUUCGCCUGCGAUGAGUGUGGCAUGCGCUUCACCCGUCAGUACCGCCUCACGGAGCACAUGCGUGUGCACUCGGGCGAGAAGCCUUACGAGUGCCAGCUGUGCGGGGGCAAGUUCACCCAGCAGCGCAACCUCAUCAGCCACCUGCGCAUGCACACUUCCCCCUCUUAGAAGCCAAAGACCCGCGGGCGCCCUCUGCCACCUUGCUCCCCGGGAACCCAUGGAAGGAGAAGCGAGGUGAUGCAGUAGCAGGGGCAAGACCCUGGGUCCAGUGGAGGCUCCGGGUGGCCCCUCUGGCCCCCACUGCCCACACCCAGAGCUUUAAUGGACAGUCCGUACCAAGCAGAGCCGAGAGGAGGGAAGCCAGGGGUCCCAGCCCGUCUACCUCCCCAUCCCCCCAGGACCCCAGCUCCCCGCGGGGGCCACCACAGGGCCUGUGGGCUGGGUCACGUGGGUCUCGCUGGGACCUGGUCCCUUUGUUGCAGGCGGCUUGGAGAAAGAGGGCAGUGGGACGCUGGCCACGGCCAGGGUGGUGUUGGGAGCGGGCCUCACCCCGCUAGCCGUGUCUGUGUGUGUGCACGUGUGCUUGUGUCUGUGCGGGCGCGUGCAGCCCUGGUUCUGCAGGGAACUGGUGCUGGGGGUGCACAUCUCUCCCUUCUUGAGCCAGGGUGGCACUGCUCACUGGCGCUGGGACAGUCAGGGUGACCCCACCGCCUACCUCUCUACAACUAAAGAGCCCUCUGGGCCUGUGUUGCUGUUAUUCCUACUGAUCUGUUCCUCUAUUUUUCUUUUUGAUUUUUGUUUUUUAAACCAAAACAAACAAUAGCUUAUUUUCUUCCCGCCCCCUCCGGGGCUGAGCCUGGGUCUGAAGACUGAAUGUAACAGGGGCUGCUGGCCCUCCUGCGCGUCCCCCCGGCUCUGGCGCUGCAGGGGUGUCGGCGCGCCACCUCUCCAGGCCCCAGAAGCCCUUCUUGCCCAAAGGCUUCCCUGGUCCCUGAGCCCUGCCUCGGCUGCCUCAGGAGAGAGUGCUUUUCCUGUAGUUUCCAAGGAAUAUUCUUUGUUUAGAGGUACUUGUUUUUUAUUAAGAGAAAAACCAGUGUAACGUUUAUGUGACUGUUUGAACUGGAAGAUCUGGGGUUCCGGGGGGUGGGGGGAGGCUGGACUCGAUGCCGGGGCCGUCGGUACUCUUGUUUUCAUUUGUGUGUAUGUGCGUGUGUGUGUGUGUGUGUGUGUGUGUGUGUGUGUGUGUGUGUCUGUGUGGUGUGUGCCGUACGCAUGGGCAGAUGUUUCGCUUUCCCUCCCUCCUCACUGAACAAGGUGAAGACUUCUGACCUUUUGCUACCUCUUGAAUUCAUGACAACGAUAUGUUGGUGACUGGCAGUGGAAGCCCUUGACACUCUUGUUUUCCUCCGCUUAGCACCCAGGAAGUCGUGUGCAGGAGCCAGCAGGGCGCCGAGUGGCCCAGUGCCUGCAGCUCACCUGUGGGUUUUCCCUUUGAGCUUUGGGCCACAUCCACCCCGAGGGGACCCUGGCACCCUGGGCACACGAGUCUGUUUGUGGUAUAGGUGAGGGGUGUCAGGUCCCAGCCUGGAGCCAGGCACUGGGUGCUGACAGGGGAACCAUGAGGAGGGUGGCAGGUCUUCGCAGCUCCCGGCCAGGGUGAGGCGGAAGUGAACCCUCAUCCUGCCACUCCUACCCUCCAUUCCUGCAAGAGUUUGAGCUUGAGAGAGCUGACCACAGGGCCCCCCAGGGAACAGGGAUGGCACUUCCCUGAGCAGUCCUGGCCCCCGGCCACCGUCUAGUGGCCCACCUCUCGCCCCUCAUCUUGGGCUUCCUCAGCCAGCCUCAGAUACUUCAUGGGCCCUGAAGUGGGCUCUCAAGGCCAGACCAAGAUUGCUGAUCUCAGUCCCACUGUCUUCAGCCAGCUGAAGCUGUGUGGCUGGGCUGGCAGCCUUUAUCAUCAUCUUGCUUCACCAUUUUUUUUUUUUUGUUUUCUCUCUUUUCAUCCUGUUUUAAGUUUAGACCAAAAAAAUACAGUCAUCCCCUACCCCCACCCUUGUAGGGACCCUCCAGCUAAAAACAGAGCCUGAGUUCAGGGACCCAAGUGGUGAGUGGCGUGUUUUGGGGGUGAGGGAGCUUGGGCAGAUGAGGCUCUUGGCUGAGCCCUCCCUGUGGCAAUCCCAGCCUGAGACAGCCCUUCUUCCCUCCUGGUGGGAAACAGAGGACGACCCUGAGUCUCAGGUGCCAGCAAGUCAGGCUAGGGAGCUGGGGGGACGAGGCCCGUGGACUCCACCCAUACUCAGUGAGGGGGCCCCUGCUGUCCUGACGCCACCCCACCCCAUCAGCACUUAAGCCACACGACACAAAGUCUGUACCGCACGGGAAAUGUGCAUGCGCCUGGCCGUGUGCGUGGCCUCCUGGGCUGUGGGCAGCCGCAUCUGUGAGGUGACUUGUAAAAGUAGGUGAUUCCUUUGCAGAACUUCAGGGACUGGGAGCAGAGGCCCCUCACUCAACGACGUUUGUGCGACAUAGUAUUGUACCCACCUUAGUAUUGUAUCGAGACUUUUCUGUAUUUUAAUGAGAAAGCAGAACACUAGUUUCCUAUUUAAGACUUUAAGGGUUUGUGGGGCGGGGCGGGAUUAACACAACAUUUGGCUUUGUUUUCUUUUUCCUUUGAUUUCCACGUCAGGUGUGUGCGACUGUGUGUGUGUGUGUGUGUGUGGAGAUGUUAAGAGCCUCACAAGGAAACUGGGUUAUUGGAGGCCAAGGCGGCUUACAGUUCUCUGCGUUCGUCACUUAAUUCCUGAAUGUUUCGGAGAAACAGGAAUCAGAAAAUAGCAGAUAUCAUGUAGGAAAGAGAGGAUAAACAAAGAAAAAAGAAAAAUAAGCUCAUACCCAAAUUCACAAAGCCUAUUUUUUAAACCAAAGCACAUUUUGAAUGAGUAUGGAACCUCCAUGGGCUCAGAAAAAAGAUACUAAUAUAUUUAUCUCAUUGUUUACAUAAGCUUUUACAGUUUCAGACCUCAGCAGCUGUAAGGCCAGUCCAGGGAACCCUCCCCUGCUGCUGGAAGCCCUUCUGAGUUGGCCCUGGAGUGGCUCAUGGGCAGAGAAGGGUAGCCCUGGGGCUGGGGAAGGGAUUGGAAGCCUCCCUGGAGUCACCUGAGCCCUCGUCCCCAUUCCCAGGGCCCCUCCAAGCCCAGCUGGCACCAAAGAGCUUGGGCCCGUGCUGACCAGCCCCCAAGGCCCUCUGGCCGGACCACGCUGGUCCUGACCAGCUAGCCUACAUGGGGAUGGCCAUCAGUUCUGGCCACAGGACCUGAGUCUGGGCUUGGGUCCCCCUGCUGCUCUGCCCGUGACCCUUGGGGAUGGGUUGAUGUGAGGGUCCCACUCAAGCCAAAAAGCCGGGACCUUUGCACAGCUCAGUCGACUCUUGUGGGUCCCCACUCCUGGGGACCCCCUAACCCCACCCCAGGCAGCGGAAGGGGCUGACUGGGUCUGGUCCUUACCAACAGACGGUGCAAACACUCUUAACAGUGUUGUUUUUGUAUCAAUAUGUUUGUGCAGUGAUGAAUGUAUUUAUUUCUCAGACUUGGGGUGAGUGAGCGGGUGGCAGGCCGGGUUCCGCCACUGCACACUCCCGCUGGACCGAGCCCCAGCAAGGGCUCCUCCAGGAUUGCAAAAAAAAGGAAGAGAAAAGAUGAACCUUUAAGCAAAUAAGAAUCUCAGAGACUCGCAGCAUAGCCAUACACCUCAGCCUGUGAAAUGAACAAUCCGGACCCUCACCGACUUUCCCCACCUCAGGCAGCCGUGUGUGUUUCCCGUUCAUCACCACUCGGGGGCACCGGGCCGCCCACCCACUCCCCCAAUCUGUCAGUAUUCACUGGACCUCAGGCCCUGUGCAGGAGUGCGAUCCGGGCUGGGCUGCUGGGCAGGCUGACCCCCUGCCCUCCUGCGGCCAUCCUGAGUUGGGGUGAGGCCUGGGCAGCCAGAGGGCAGGGCUCAGGGAGCAGGAGGCUGCAUCCGUCCACCCCCCAGGCGUGGGGGACAAAAGCCAAAGGUGCCAGGCCUUAGAGCAGACCAGGGCUCUCAGCCCUGGCAUGCCCCCUAAAGGGACCAAGGUCCUCCUAUUUCCCAGAACCCUGUUGGGGUAGAUGUUACUGAACCUGUGAAUCAGAUGCUAGGAGUGAGGGGCUGGGGAGGGACCUAACUGGAGCCUCAGUCUGACAUUCCACACCGGGGCGGGAGUGGGCAUGAGCCGUGGGAACUGAGGCUGCCCAGGACCCCCUUCCUAGGAUGCCCCGGCUUCAGUCACCCCACUUUAACUUUCUACCAGGACCCCCUCCCCCUACCUCACCUUGCUAUUUAUUGCUGUAAUUUAUUGACCUCAAAAAUGCUGCAUAACAGACCUCACUGGGGCAGGGAGGAUCCCCAGGGCUCCCACCCUCCACUUGGCGGGCCCUGUGGGGCCAGGUGCUGAGGGGAGCCUCUCUACCCCACCCAUCACUAGCUUCCCUCUGCGCUCCUCCACCCCGGCGGGGAGUGGGGGGCCAGGUUGGGCACUGGCUCAUUUCUCGCAAAUACCUCGAAGGGGAGGGGGGAGGGAUGGGGUUAUAGCUGUUUUGUUUAAUUGGAAGUGGAAGAGGGAUCAUGUUUUGUUUUAUGCCCUUCCCAGAAUGGGGGAGGGACACCAGGAUCGCACUCCUGUACUGGCCACCGCCGCUGUCACUCGUCACAUUGAGUUCAUGUCCCUUGAGAGUUUGUAUAAAUUCAGGUCGGAGGUGCAGCUACACAGCUGCCCAGUGUCAUAGAAAAGCAAUUCACCAACGACUGAUCUCUCCAUUCAGAAGUGUGCAGUCUUAAUGUACAGCGAUGAGAAACUGUUAUUUUAUGAUCUUUUCAUUAAAAGCUUGAUUGAAAA
Messenger RNA from Nomascus leucogenys (northern white-cheeked gibbon), 7063 nucleotides. RefSeq names its product HIC ZBTB transcriptional repressor 2 (gene HIC2). Gene Ontology annotation, cellular component: nucleus. NCBI's taxonomy places the organism in Eukaryota, Metazoa, Chordata, Mammalia, Primates, Hylobatidae. The record is from RefSeq and is a predicted model, not a curated record. Gene Ontology annotation, biological process: regulation of transcription by RNA polymerase II. Gene Ontology annotation, molecular function: DNA-binding transcription factor activity, RNA polymerase II-specific; RNA polymerase II cis-regulatory region sequence-specific DNA binding; protein binding.